Molecule: messenger RNA, 3264 nt
Organism: Gregarina niphandrodes
Lineage: Eukaryota; Apicomplexa; Conoidasida; Eugregarinorida; Gregarinidae
Product: putative proteasome/cyclosome protein
Exons: 3
Coding region: 1-3264 (1087 amino acids)
Biological process (GO): regulation of protein catabolic process; proteasome-mediated ubiquitin-dependent protein catabolic process
Cellular component (GO): proteasome complex; nucleus; proteasome storage granule
Molecular function (GO): enzyme regulator activity
Source: RefSeq, a predicted model, not a curated record
AUGACCACAACUCUGCCACCCGCGGCCACUCUGGUGCAGUUAUUGAAAGACGAUACUCCUGAUGAUUUUCGAUUAUGGACUUUGAAAACGCUCAACAACUGCUGUCCUCAGCAGUGGUGCCAGAUUGCGUCGGAGGCGUCGACACUAGAGUCCUGUUAUGGGACUAUGAAAGAUAAUAACGUUUGUAAAAAGGCGUUGGCUUUGCUGUUGAGUCAAGUAUAUUUCCAUUUGGACGAUUAUGCUCAGGCUUUGCGGUAUGGUUUGUCGAGCGACGAGUGGUUAAUGAGUUACAUGCGAAGUUUUUACGGGAGCGAAGACUCGUCAAUGCGAGAGCCUGUAGCUAUCGACGGGACCGCGGAGGUUCCGGAGCCGAGUGCAGAGUUGAAAGAGUUUGUCGACAAGCUAAUAUCAUUGUGUUUGGAUGAGUACGUGCGUAUUCGGUCUCGAGAUACUGAGUCGGCGCUCGACGGCUUGGUGGGGCGAACGUUAGGGACUGAAGCGGCAGCCAUGACCCUGCAGCCUGAUAGCAAAGACGGGUCCGGAAUGGAGAGAGAGGAUAGCAAUGUUCCUUUGGACAAGUUAGAGAAAUUUGUCGAGUCCUUGUUGCGGUUGGAGGAUGUGCCGGAAUAUUCAGAGGAGACGCUCAAGCUGUUGCUUGGAAUAGCGAUAGAAGCUUGUAAUAAGGCGCAAGUGGAAAGGAUUCUAAAGUUUACGGCUGACCCGUUCAACCUGAUUCGGUACGUAAUGAGUGUGCACGAGUUAGUAAUCCCUAGCAAGCAGUUCCGGCAGGAGGUGUUGGAGGUCAUUCGCGCAAUUUACAACAGCAAGUUGGGGGACUUUGCGGGUUCGAAUCCGGGAGGUGUGGCUAGCAAGUUCACAGAUGAGCUGCCGACAUAUGUUCAAGCGUUGUAUCUCUGCAAGGACACUGACGGGAUUGUGAAGGUGAUUCGGGCGUUGGUGGACAGCACGGAGAAGGUGAAUCACCUCAAGGCCUACCAACUGGCCUUUGACUUGUUCGAGUACGGAUCGCAGAGUCUGAUAAAGGACAUCCGCCGACAUCCAUUAUUGCAAAAGAGCGUCAAGCCGGCCUCAGAGAACCCGACACCGGCAGAGCCAGAGCCCGAUGUGGCAAAGUUAACGGAUUCCGGGGUUGACGAGGAGUUGGGGCGGAUCGAGAGCAUUUUGUCAGGCGGUUAUCAGACGCGUUUAUUGUUGAAAUUUUCGAACGCUAAGAAUGAGACGGACUUGGGAAUUUUGGAGGCGGUGAAGCAGGGUCUUGGUAGUCGGUACGCGGUCCUGCAUUCCGUGCUGAUAGUGUGUCAUUCGUUUAUGCAACGCGGGACAACAUGCGAUUUAUUCUUGCGGAACAAUUUGGAAUGGUUCAGCAAAGCCACUUGUUGGGGCAAGUUUACGGCUACGGCGAGUUUGGGAGUAGUGCAUCAGACGCACAAUGACAAGUCGUUCCGUGUACUCUCUACCUACCUACCGGGCAUUCCUGGUUGGUCUGCCGGGAGUUCGUUUAGCGACGGUGGCGCGUUGUAUGCAUUAGGUCUCAUCCAUGCGAAUAUGGGGAGCGAGGAAGUGAUUCGCUACCUCUUGUCGCAGUUAUCCGGACGCGGUAGUGGUGAGGAGCGGACGGUUAACGAAGUGACGCAGUAUGGCGCGGCAUUGUCUUUAGGACUGGCGGGGAUGGGUUCAGGUGAAGCAAGUGUGUCUGAGGCGCUCGAGGCUGUUUUGAUGAUGGACAACGCGACGGCGGGAGAGGCGGCGGCGAUAGCACUGGGCUUGGUUGCGAUUGGAACCGGGGACCGUAAGGUGAUCAGUACAUUGUUGUUGUACGCACAGGAAACACGGCACGAGAAAAUCGUACGAGCCUGCGGUUUGGGAGUAGCCUUUUGCUGUCUGGAGAUGCAGGAGGAGGUGACGGAUGUGGUAGAAGAGAUGCUGCAGAACUUGGACCCUUUAGUGCGUUAUGGUGGCUGUUUUGCUCUAGCACUUGCCUACGUCGGUACGGGCCGUCAAGCAGCCUUAAGGACGCUGCUGCACAUCGCCGUGAGCGAUCCAGUCGACGACGUACGGCAGGCAGCCGUAAUCUCGGUGAGCUUCCUCCUCUCCAACCGUCCGGAACAGGCUCCGCGGGUCUUCCGAUUUUUGGCGGACUCAUUCAAUUUCCGUGUUCGAUACGCGGCAGUCCUGGCUCUUGGUAUCAACUGCGCGGGUACCGGCAGUCCAGAAGCGCUAGCAAUUUUAGUACCUGCGACACGGGACGUGCAUGACGUGGUACGACAGGGCGCUUUCAUCGCACUCGGUCUCGUCAUGGUGGAAUGUUCGGAACGUUUUGUUCGCGAUAUGCGCGUCGAACAGGAACGAAAUGCGCCGGAGACUCAGCGCAAGGCGCGGGAACAGAACCGGCAGGGCAAACGUGCCGCUAGUUCCUCCCUCGACGGCAUCCCGACACCGAUGCAGGUGCGCGAACAUUUGGUGGAGACCGCACUCGAUCUUAAGGAAGACCUUAUGGCCCGCGUGGGCGCUAUCGUUGGCCUCGGCAUCCUUGAUGCUGGUGGACGCAAUUGCACCAUCGCUGGACCUCGUCGUCGCGAAACGCUUGUUGGACUCGUCCUCUUCGCACAGUACUGGUACUGGUACCCGCUCAUGCUCUGUCUAUCCCUCGCCAUGACCCCCACCGCGCUGCUAGGCAUAAACCAAGAUCUUAAAUGCCCCAAGGACUUCCGUCUCGAAGCCGCCAACCCACCCUCCCUCUUCGCAUACCCACCCAAGUUCGAACGUGAGAAGAAAAACAAGACCGUCAAAAUUGCUAACACUCUGCUCACCGCCGCCGUCAGGGCCGGCGCCGUCCCGGACACCAGUAAGGAUACUGGUAAGGAUGCUGGUAAGGAUACUGGUAAGGACACCGGCAAGGAUACUGGUAAGGCUGGGAAGGAUACUGGUAAGGCUGGGAAGGAGGCAACCGUCGCGAAGGAAACAGGCGCCGGGAAGGAAGCAGGCGCCGGCAAAGAAACCAGCACUGAAGAACACAUGGCAGUUGAGGAGGAAGAGGAGCCGAACGUCCAAGUGAUUCACAACGGCUCCCGAAUCGUGCACAUGCAAACGCCUCUACUCAAACAGGAAACCAACCCUAGGUAUGUUCCCGUGUUCCCCAAAAGGAAAAUGAACGGCGGUAUCGUUAUGCUCGUUGACACCAGGUACGACCACACUUACCUCUCCCCCAUCUCUCGGGCUUCCCUGCCCCCCCUCCCCCCCUAA